This is a messenger RNA of Vitis vinifera (wine grape), 1251 nucleotides long. RefSeq lists its product as uncharacterized. NCBI's taxonomy places the organism in Eukaryota, Viridiplantae, Streptophyta, Magnoliopsida, Vitales, Vitaceae. Gene Ontology annotation, molecular function: protein tyrosine/serine/threonine phosphatase activity. The coding region runs from base 339 to 1121 and encodes 260 amino acids. The record is from RefSeq and is a predicted model, not a curated record. The transcript has 3 exons. Gene Ontology annotation, biological process: protein dephosphorylation.
CUCAUUUUUAGUGAAAAAAAAUUGGUAACUAUUGGCCCCUUCUUAAUCGUCGGCCACCAACUAUUCAUUGUUCUCAGAAUCUCAAAAUUGGUCAUCAAGGAAAGUAUAUGCCUUGUUGAAAAAUGGGAUUGGGUCCCAAUUCCCAAGUUGAGUUCUUCUUUUCAUCUAGGUAAAGGCCCUCCAAACAGUGAUCGUGGGCGUUUCCUUGUUUUCCUCAACUGGGCACAACAACCCAACAAUUGUGGAACCCUCUUUAGUAAUUUGAAGGGGCUACUUGUUCUUGUUGUUUUUGGUUUCAGUGUUGAAUAUUGCAUCUGGGUGUGAACAGUGAAGCUGCGAUGGGUGUGGGAAUAUCAGUUUUGAUAGGAUUGAAGGCGACAGCGAUGUUCUUUUUGUUUGCAUCCCUUAGAAUCUAUGGUUUCACAUUUUUAUCCAUGCCCUUUUUGUAUGCUUCUCUAGUUUCUUUAUUAGUAUCCAUAGCUGCUCACCCCUCGAUCAAUCUCCCCAUGCUUCUGGGGAAGAACCCAGAUGGGAGUUUUCCCAUCUGGGCAAUUAUUAUGUUCAGUCCAUUCUUGUAUUUUGUUCGAUUGUUUUCCAUUCUGCGAAGAUUCAGUAAUAGGGAAGAGCCUUAUACCGAAAUUUAUGAGGGUAUCUAUGUUGGAGGGUGGCCUUCUUCGCCUGAUAAUUUGCCACCCGGUGACCCUGCCAUUGUGGAUUGCACUUGUGAGUUUCCCAGGGCUUCGCAUUCUGUGGGGAAUGCUUAUCUUUGCGUUCCAACUUGGGACACGAGGUCUCCUCAACCUUCUGAAAUUGAAAUGGCUGUUCGAUGGGCUUGUCGAAAGAGAGAGCAGAAAAGGCCCAUCUUUGUUCAUUGUGCAUAUGGUCAUGGAAGAAGUGUUUGUGUGAUGUGCGCACUAUUAGUCGCUCUGGGCGUGGCAGAAGAUUGGAAAAACGCUGAGAAGUUAAUCAGAGAAAAACGACCUUAUAUUCAAAUGAAUGCCCUCCAUCGCAAAGCCUUGGAAGAAUGGUCGAAACACCGGCUGUCUUCUCCUAAAAGGAACGAGGAAAUGGAUGUAAGUUGUGUAAUUAGGUCUAAUGCUUCUGGAGGAUCAAUCAGAUAGGUCAGAAAAGAAAAGUGAGUGACACUCUUAGUUGUAUUUCCUCACAAUGACUUCGACUACCAUUAUUACUUGCUGCAUUGUAUUAUUCCAAACUGCUUGAUAUAUAAUAAAGAGAAUGAUGAUGUUCCCA